AACCCGCGGGAUUCGACCACUCUCCAGGAGAGCGUUCUGGAACCGACCCACAGCCCGAGAAAACGACGGUGACAUUUGCUCCCCGCCCGCCAAACCUAAGCUCCCGCCACCACCCACCGGCAGGAGCCACGCCCACGGCCACGCCCACCACCGCGCCCGCCCACGGCUGCUCCCCGCUCUCGCCGCGCCCACCCCUGCGGCCCCGGGAAGGGACCCAGCGUGACGUCACGGCACACUUCCUCUGUAACCCUCCGCCAGGAGAAAAGGUAGUCCCCGGCCCCCGGCGGGCCCGCGUCGCCCGUGCUGGGCAGCACAAAGAAAUUCUGGGGUCCUUCCGAGCCCGGCUGUAGUUCCGAGGCCACGGAGCGGCCUCCCGGACGCCGCAUAUCUGUCCUUGCCCGGAGCCGGCGGUGGAAGUAGUUCCGGCUCCCGAAGGCCGAUGGGUCCCUCCGCGGCGGGGGAAAGAGGAUGGCGACCCCGUCGAUGCCGGAGCCGGAGAGGAACGCGGUGCCGGAGGCCUCAGGUGAGCGUCGGGUCGAGUGCGGCCGCCCCACUGCACCCUGCCCGGGAGGGGGGCCCCACUGCGCGAGCACCCGGCGGCCAGGUCCCGGGCCCGGCGGGGCUGUCCGAACAGGGCCCCGGGGUCCCAGGCCCUUUAGUCGCUCUCGCACUUGCCUGAGCGGAAACCCGGCGCCGCCACAAGAUGGCGCCGGGCCUGGAGCGCAGGCAGCGCCGGGGACAGCCCCGCGUCGCCAGGCCCCGAGACCGUCGCUGUCAGCCCCCUCUGCCGGGGAGCCAGGGGCGGGGGGAGCGAACCACUGACCCGGGGGGCCUGCGGGCUGUACCACCGACCCUGCACCGGGGGGACUCGGGGGGCCCGCGGGGCUGAACCGCUGAGCCCGGACGGGGCUCACCGAGCGGGCCACCGUGCAGGGGCGGGGAAAGGGUCACGGUGACCGACCAGUGACCACCCCGCCCGGCGGAGGCUCCUAGCCUGGGAGGCUGGGCUUCCUCGUCCUCUUCUGGGAGCGUCCCUCGCCGUACACGAGGAAGCCGUGCCUCGCCGGAGACUCAGUCUUUGCCUCUGCGAAAUGGGCGCAGGGGUGCAGCUGGGUGGGCUGUGGCUGCCCACGGCGGGAAGGUGGCCCGCGCGCUCCAACUCCGGCCACCUCUCCUCGCAGAGUGAAAGCCCCAGAUCCCGCGCCCUCCUGUCAGGCAGCUCCCCGAGCCGAUGGAGGAGAACGAGGUGGAGAGCAGUAGCGACGCGGCCCCUCGGCCCGGCGGGCCGGAGGAGCCCUCCGAGAGCGGCCUGGGAGUGGGCACCUCGGAAGCCGUGUCCGCGGACAGCAGCGACGCGGCGGCCGGCCCGGGGCCGGCGGAGGCCGACGACUCUGGCGUGGGACAGAGCUCGGACCGCGGCAGCUGUCUGGAGGAGGUAUCGGAAAGCAGCUGCAGCGCUGACCCUCUGCCCCACGGCUACCUCCCCGACUCCUCCUCUGUGUCCCGGGAGCCGGUGGCAGGUGUGGCGGGCGGCCCCCCGGCACUGGUGCACUCCAGCGCGCUCCCAGACCCCAGCGCGCUGGCUUCCGACUGCACGGCCUCCUCCUCGGAUCUGGGCUCGGCCAUCGACAGGAUCAUCGAGUCCACGCUCGGGCCCGACGUGAUCCAGGGCUGCAUCACUGUGACCAGUGCAGAAGAUGGGGGAGCUGAGACCACCCGGUACCUGCUCCUGCAGGGCCCAGACGAUGGAGCCCCCAUGACAUCACCGAUGUCGACUUCCACCCUGGCCCACAGCCUGGCAGCCAUCGAGGCCCUGGCCGACGGCCCCACGUCCACGUCCACCUGCCUCGAGCCACCUGAGGAGGUGCGGGGCGGGCCCAGCUCGCCAGCACAGCCACCCCCGGCCUCUGGCGCGGAGGAGCCAGACCUGCAGAGCCUGGAGGCCAUGAUGGAGGUGGUGGUGGUGCAGCAGUUCAAGUGCAAGAUGUGCCAGUACCGGAGCAGCACCAAGGCCACGCUGCUGCGCCACAUGCGCGAGCGCCACUUCCGGCCAGCCACAGCCGCAGCCGGCAAGAAGGGCCGUGUGCGGAAGUGGGGCGCUGUGACCAGGACCCAGGAGGAGGAGGGGCCGGAGGAGGAGGAGGACGACGACAUAGUAGACGCUGGCGCCAUUGACGACCUAGAGGAGGACAGCGACUACAACCCAGCCGAGGACGAGCCCCGAGGGCGGCAGCUGCGGCCCCAGCGCCCCAGCCCCAGCACCCCCAGAACCCGAAGGAGACCCGGCAGGCCCCGGAAGGUGCCCCGCCUGGAGACGUCGGACCUGCCGGACGGUGUGGACGCAGAGCCUCUGGUGAGCUCCCAGAGUGGACAGAGCCCGCUGGCGCCACAGGACCCCGAGGCUCCCAGCUCCUCGGGCCCCGGACACCUGGGCGGCCGGGCCCUCCUGGAGCCGGGGGUGAGCCAGUCGGACGCCGAGAACGCGGCGCCCGGCUGCCCUGACGAGCCCGACGCCCCGCCCCGCCGCCGGGGGCGGCCCUCCAGGCGCUUCCUGGGCAAGAAGUACCGCAAGUACUACUACAAGUCGCCCAAGCCGCUCCUAAGGCCCUACCUGUGCCGCAUCUGCGGCUCUCGCUUCCUGUCGCACGACGACCUGCGCUUCCACGUCAACUCCCACGAGUCCGGCGACCCCCAGCUCUUCAAGUGCCUGCAGUGCAGCUACCGCUCCCGCCGCUGGUCCUCGCUCAAGGAGCACAUGUUCAACCACGUGGGCAGCAAACCCUACAAGUGUGACGAGUGCAGCUACACCAGUGUCUACCGGAAGGACGUCAUCCGGCACGCGGCCGUGCACAGCCGGGACCGGAAGAAGAGGCCGGAUCCGACCCCGAAGCUGAGCUCCUUCCCCUGCCCCGUGUGUGGCCGGGUGUACCCCAUGCAGAAGAGACUCACGCAGCACCUGAAGACACACAGCACGGAGAAGCCCCACAUGUGCGACAAGUGUGGCAAGUCCUUUAAGAAGCGCUACACCUUCAAGAUGCACCUGCUCACGCACAUCCAGGCGGUCGCCAACCGCAGGUUCAAGUGCGAGUUCUGCGAGUUCGUCUGCGAGGACAAGAAGGCGCUGCUGAACCACCAGCUGUCACACGUCAGCGACAAGCCCUUCAAGUGCAGCUUCUGUCCCUACCGCACCUUCCGCGAGGACUUCCUGCUGUCCCACGUGGCGGUCAAGCACACAGCAGGGGCCAAGCCCUUCGCCUGUGAGUACUGCCACUUCAGCACGCGGCACAAGAAGAACCUGCGUCUCCACGUGCGGUGCCGGCACGCGAGCAGCUUCGAGGAGUGGGGGCGGCGCCACCCCGAGGAGCCCCCGUCCCGCCGGCGCCCCUUCUUCUCUCUGCAGCAGAUUGAGGAGCUGAAGCAGCAGCACCGUGCAGCCCCCGCGCCGCCCCCCAGCCCCCCGGGACCUGCCGAGAUCGCUCCAGAGGCAGCACCUCUGCAGUCCCCGGAGACCCCACCCCUGCUCUGCUCCGACACCCUGGGUGGCGCCACCAUCAUCUACCAGCAAGGAGCCGAGGAGUCCACUGCGAUGGCCACGCAGACAGCCUUGGAUCUGCUGCUGAACAUGAGCGCUCAGCGGGAGCUGGGGGGCGCGGCCCUGCAGGUGGCCGUGGUGAAAUCGGAGGAUGUGGGAGCAGGGCUGGCAUCCCCUGGUGGGGAGCCCUCCCCCGAAGGCACCGCUCCACAGGUGGUCACCCUCCACGUGGCAGAGCGGGGGACUGGCGUGGCAGCUGAGAGCCAGCUGGGCUCCCCUGACCUGCAGCAGAUCACCCUGGCCUCCGGUCCCUUUGGUGGGGCUGGCUACAGUGUCAUCACAGCUCCCCCUAUGGAGGAGGGGACAUCAGCUCCUGGUACACCCUACAGCGAGGAGCCUGCAGGGGAGGCAGCCCAGGCUGUGGUUGUGAGCGACACCCUGAAAGAAGCCAGCACCCACUACAUCAUGGCCGCCGACGGCACCCAGCUGCACCACAUCGAGCUGACUGCAGAUGGCUCCAUCUCCUUCCCAAGUCCGGAUGCCCUGGCCUCUGGAGCCAAGUGGCCCCUGCUACAGUGUGGGGGUCUUCCCAGAGACGGCCCUGAGCCCCCUUCUCCGGCCAAGACCCACCAGGCGGGGGACUGUGAGAGCUCUGCCUCCCCUCCUCCUGCAGCCAGUAAAGCCCUGGGCCUGGCGGUGCCCCCCUCGCCCCCGUCUGCAGCCGCCACGGCGUCAAAGAAGUUUUCCUGCAAGAUCUGUGCUGAGGCCUUCCCGGGCCGGGCUGAGAUGGAGAGUCACAAACGGGCCCACGCCGGGCCCAGUGCCUUCAAGUGUCCGGACUGCCCCUUCAGUGCUCGCCAGUGGCCCGAGGUCCGGGCCCACAUGGCGCAGCACUCCAGCCUGCGGCCCCACCAGUGCAGCCAGUGCAGCUUCGCCUCCAAGAACAAGAAGGACCUGCGGCGGCACGUGCUCACCCACACCAACGAGAAGCCUUUCGCCUGCCACCUGUGUGGACAGCGCUUCAACCGUAAUGGGCACCUUAAGUUUCACAUCCAGCGGCUGCACAGUCCUGAUGGGAGGAAAUCAGGGACCCCAACAGCCAGGACCCCCACGCGGACCCCAACACAGACCAUCAUCCUAAACAGUGACGAGGAGACACUGGCCACACUGCACACGGCCCUGCAGUCGGGUCACGGAGUCCUGGGCCCAGAGCGGCUACAGCAGGCACUAGGCCAGGAACACAUCAUCGUGGCCCAAGAACAGACGGUGACCAAUCAGGAGGAAGCAACGUACAUCCAGGAGAUCACCACGGCUGACGGCCAGACGGUGCAGCAUCUGGUGACCUCCGACAACCAGGUGCAGUACAUCAUCUCCCAGGAUGGGGUCCAGCACUUGCUCCCUCAGGAAUACGUCGUGGUGCCUGAAGGCCAUCAUAUCCAGGUGCAGGAGGGUCAGAUCACGCACAUCCAGUAUGAACAAGGGACCCCAUUCCUUCAAGAGCCCCAGAUCCAGUAUGUGCCUGUGUCCCCAGGCCAGCAGCUUGUCACACAGGCACAACUUGAGGCUGCCGCACACUCGGCUGUCACAGCGGUGGCCGACGCUGCCAUGGCUCAAGCCCAGGGCCUGUAUGGCACAGAGGAGACAGUGCCUGAGCACAUUCAACAGCUGCAGCACCAGGGCAUUGAGUACGAUGUCAUCACCCUGACGGACGAAUGAGCCCCACGGGCCCGCGCAGACCAUGGAGUCAGGGCCAGCCCUUCUGGGGGCGGGAGGACCCGCCUGGGUGUACCUCUCUUUCCCCUCGGGGUCCCCAGAUCCUGGGCAGCAGCAUCCACUCACUCCAAGGGAGCCAGACGUGUGCUGCUGGGGUUGGGGGCAGCCAUGGGCCUCACCAGGACACGCUGGGGGCCCUAGCCUGCGGGCAGGCUUUAGGAGAGAAAUUUAUUUUUGUUUGCAUGGACCUACUGGGCCCUCAGUCUCAAUAAAGGGACCAGAGUCCAGGCCUG
Molecule: messenger RNA, 5538 nt
Organism: Oryctolagus cuniculus (rabbit)
Lineage: Eukaryota; Metazoa; Chordata; Mammalia; Lagomorpha; Leporidae
Source: RefSeq, a predicted model, not a curated record